Messenger RNA from Antechinus flavipes (yellow-footed antechinus), 939 nucleotides. RefSeq names its product platelet activating factor acetylhydrolase 1b catalytic subunit 3 (gene PAFAH1B3). Bases 204 to 908 code for a protein of 234 amino acids. NCBI's taxonomy places the organism in Eukaryota, Metazoa, Chordata, Mammalia, Dasyuromorphia, Dasyuridae. The transcript is spliced from 5 exons. The record is from RefSeq and is a predicted model, not a curated record.
CGGACUGCGGGCGGGACCAUCGCGCCCGGCGCGGAGGGGGGAGCGCGGGGCAGGCUGAGCGCUUGCCGAGGGGAGAAGGGAGGAGGAGUCCGGGACCCGGGCUGACCUCGGAAUCGCCGCAGGAGCAGGAACCGCCGACGCCGCGAUGAGCGGAGAUUACAACCCGGCCAGCACCCCGACCCCGGUCCAGGACGUGCAGGGCGAUGGGCGCUGGAUGUCCCUGCACCACCGCUUCGUGGCGGACAGCAAGGACAAGGAGCCCGAGGUGGUCUUCAUCGGGGACUCCCUGGUGCAGCUGCUGCACCAGUGCGAGAGCCGGGUCCUGCCCGGGGGAGGGGGCUUACCUGAGGGACGGAGCCGUCCCAUGCCCGUUUCUGCCCCAGCAGCUCUGGCGGGAACUCUUCUCUCCUCUGCACGCGCUCAACUUUGGGAUCGGUGGGGACAGCACUCAGCACGUGCUGUGGAGGCUGGAGAAUGGGGAGCUGGAGCACAUCCGUCCCAAGAUCGUGGUGGUCUGGGUGGGGACCAACAACCACGGGCACACGGCCGAGCAGGUGGCGGCUGGAAUCGAGGCCAUCGUGGGCCUGGUGAACCAGCGGCAGCCCCAGGCAAGAGUGGUCGUGCUGGCCCUGCUGCCGAGGGGCCAGCACCCCAACCCACUGAGGGACAAGAACCGCCGCGUCAACGAGCUGGUGCGAGCGGCCCUGGCGGGCCGGCCCCGGGCUCACUUCCUGGACGCGGACCCCGGCUUUGUGCACUCGGACGGCACCAUCAGCCACCACGACAUGUAUGACUACCUGCACCUGACCCGCCUCGGCUACACGCCCGUGUGCAGGGCCUUGCACGCUCUGCUCCUGCGCCUCCUCGCUGCCGGCCAGGGGCCCCCGCAGCCCGAGCCCGGCCCGUGAAGUCCCUCAUUAAACACCCUCCCUCUCCCCA